UUGGGGGAAGAGAAUUUUGUUGGUUGGAUCAUUAUAGAACGUGAUGCCGAACAUUGUUGUAUGCAAGCUGUCAUACUGUUAAAGAGUUUAUUCAAGUUAACGUUUAUUUUUUAUAUUAAACACAAAGUGUAAAAUAUUUUUCAAAAUGAGGAAUAUUCUUUUCUUUAUUUUACUCGCCUUUCCGGCCGUUAUUUUCACUGUGAAUGAAGGCGUUGGAGUAGCUUAUGCUGAAGAAGAAGAUGUGGGUGAUGAUAUGGUUGACGUUGAAGGAGAGGACAGUGGAGUGGUAACAGAAGAAGAAUCAGAGGAGGAUACGAUAACGGCAUCUAAGGAUGUGGACACGACAAUAUUAUUUAUCGAACCCGCUCAUAACCCACUGAAUACUCUCGAAUUACCAGGAGGUGUGCCAGUAGAAUUUUUGAUUGGCUUCACAAAUAAGGGUGACACCGAUUUUAUUGUGGAAACAGUUGAUACAUCUUUCCGUUAUCCCAUGGACUUCAAUUUCUACAUUCAGAAUUUCUCGACUGUCGCCUAUAACAAAAUUGUUAAACCCAACCACGAGGCUACUCUUGGUUACUCGUUCGUGCCAUCUGAAACAUUUGCCGGACGGCCUUUUGGAUUAAAUAUCAACUUGAAUUACAGAGACGCUAGUGGCAACACAUUCAGUGAAGCCGUCUACAAUGAGACCGUGCAAAUUAUUGAAUUGGAUGAAGGAUUAGAUGGAGAGACAGUGUUUCUUUAUGUCUUCUUAGCUGCUUGUGUGGUUCUAAUUCUCGUUGGAGGUCAGCAACUACUGUCAUCCUUCGGCCGAAAAUCACGAUCUUCGUCUUCGCGUAAAGCACCAGUUGAAAUGGGCACUUCCAACCCGAAUAACAUUGACUACAGUUGGGUGCCAGAGGAAACUCUAAGAAUGUUUGAAAAAUCCCAAAAGAGUCCAAAACAAAGUCCAAGGCAGCGGAAGACAAACAGAUCUGCAGGUUCAGAUGAUUGAAAGUAACAAUUAUCAUGUGAUUUAUUUAAAUAAUUUACUGUAAAAUUAAUUGAGUUGUCUUAACAGUUUCAACUCUACGGGACAAAUUUUCAAUAUUAUUGUAAAUGCAAAGAUCGUCUUUCAUUAUAAAAUCAUCUGCACGAUGUAAACUAUUUUCGUCACUAAUAUCGAGAUAUCAAAUUUAUUAAAUUAAAUUUUUAAUUUAGUGUUUUAUGUAGAUGAGUGACGAUCUUUACCAAUUGAUGAUUUCUAGUGAACGAUCAAGAUUUUUUUAGAGAUAUAUUUAUUUGAAAAUCCAUUUUUCCAAGUUGUGUUACUUUUGAAAAAUGAGUUAAUGAACUUUUUAUAUGUAUAAAUGGUUAUUGUUCUUAUUUAGGAAGUAAAAAUAACUUUUUUCUAGUUCAUUUGUAAUGAAUAUAUUGUUGUUUUUUAUUAACUUAAUCGUCCCUUAGAAAUGUAAAUUGAUUGAAUAUUACAACUCCAAACAGACUGCGAGAUUUUGUAUUGAAUGUUACUUAGAAUUGUAAAUAAAAUUUUCAUAGAUAUCAAUGAA
Molecule: messenger RNA, 1544 nt
Organism: Leptopilina boulardi
Lineage: Eukaryota; Metazoa; Arthropoda; Insecta; Hymenoptera; Figitidae
Product: translocon-associated protein subunit alpha
Exons: 5
Coding region: 146-991 (281 amino acids)
Cellular component (GO): endoplasmic reticulum membrane; endoplasmic reticulum
Source: RefSeq, a predicted model, not a curated record